CAAUAGCAGCAGUAAUCGGUGGCACGCUGGGGGCAAACUGGCAAAGCAACGUUUAUUCCCGUGUAAUUAUCUCAAAGUAUUGAUUUUGUGAAUGAUUGCACGCCGGUGCCCGCACAAUAGAUUGCAAUGGCACCGGGCUGGCAAGAGAUCGCUUCACAGCAUGUGGAACAGAUAACGGGAUAUGUCAGAGAAACCCUGUCGACCGGCCUCGUCUAUCUGAAGUCUGAGCUGGGAAUAGACUUGGGCUUGAAUCCUGAUCUGUGCGCUCCAUGGCUGCUCCUUUUAACAGCUUGGGUCGGACUGGUUUUCUUGGUCAUUUUAUGGGUCUCGGUCUGUCGUGGUUUCUCUAAAAGCCUUACAGGGACAGAGACAGGAGACACCGCCGAAAACACCGAUCCAGGGCAGCCGGUGAAGAAGGCAGAUGAGCCCAAGAGAAGGAACAGAAAGAAGAAUGCUGAAAAGAAGGCCCAGAGAAAUGGACUUGCUGUUGAACCGCAGGAAGAUGCCAAAGUGCUGGACGAUCAAGAACUACCAGAAGUGAAGACUGACAAGGCAAAGAAGAAUAAGAAAAAGCCAAAGCCUACUGCAAAAGAGAAAAAAUCUUCUAUAUCCGUUGAUGGCAAAGAACCUGAUGAAGGUACCUGGGAGACCAAGGUCAGUAACCGUGAGAAACGACAACUGAAGCGGAAGGACAAGACUCCAGGUGAUGGGUCAGGCAGCCCAGAAGCAACAGCAGCUUUGACUGCCAUUAGUACAAUGGAGCCGGUCCAAACCACCCCAGAAGAACAAGAAACCAACAUCACCACCACGGUUUCUACACCUCCAGUCCAAAGAGAAGUGGAGGUUGACCCACCUGAAAUUGAAGCAAGUUUUGUACGAGACACUGUCGUUCCUCAAGUGACACCAUGCUGGGAGGAAGGGCUGGCUGUUAAUGGUUCUGGCGUGAGUGAUGUGGGCCUGCAGCGUCCUCCUCAGAUGGCCAGUGUUCAGGCAGAGAGCUGGACCAGCAUGACUGUCCCCACUGAGCGUCAGACUAGUGAACCCUCUGUCUGGUCCCAAGAUAUGGAAGGCUCAUGGACCAUUGUUUCAUUCAGUGGAUUGACUGCUGUCCCUGACCUGAGUUGGAGUGCUCAGCCUCCUGUACCAGUGGAUGACGAGUGGUCUGGAAUAAAAAGCACAUCUGCAGAUCCAUCGUGUGAUUGGAACGCUCCGUCAGAGGAGUGGGGGAACUAUGUUGAGCAACAGCCCGUGAGCACAAAACAGCUGGAGCCGCCAGUCCCAGAAGUGGCACAGGAGUCUGAUGACGAGAAAGAUAAAGACGAAGCAGGCGCCCCUGGUAGCGUUAAAGCUAAGAAGAAGAAAAAGAAGAAGAAGAAAGUGGAAGAUGCUGGACCUUCUGCUCCGUCGCAGAUGAAGGCCGAGAGAGAACCGAGCGUUGCUACACCGGCACAGAGCAUGACGGGAUACGUCUCAGCUGCCACAGCAGGGCCACCGUCAGCUCCAGUACAGACGCAACAGAGAACAAGUGGACCCGAGCCGACUGACAAAUCCACUCCUGUACCAACACAAAAAAAAACAGAUGACAGCCGGGAGUCCCCGAAACCACCAGUCAAAAAGAAGAAGGCUAGAAGAGAGACAUGAAGAGUACGGAAGAGAUGACAACAUAUGCAAUCUUGGGGUUGUACAGAAUUUCAUACUUCCUGAGUGACUCGUUUUUUGAUACCCUUAAUCCACCGUGUUGUGAAUCCCAUCCUAGUGUCCACAUCCCAUUAGGUAUAUCUAGACAAUGUACUGUAACGUUACCCGUCACAUGAAGAUUAGUUUCUUGUCUUUUUUUAUGUUAAAUGCUAAUUAUACAGUCAAUUUGAAAUGAUUUGUAUUUGCAGCAAAAUGUUUUUGUAAGAAGAUCCUGGUGAUCCUCAUGAAGCACUAGGGACGAAUCAAGAACACUUAAGAUUACGCACAGAAACCUAUAGAUCAUUGAGCUGUUACAUGAGAGCGUCGUCUCAUCUUUCAUUCAUGAAACACUAAGGCGGAUUAGAGUGCACUAAUUUAGCCACGCUGGUUUGUUUUUCUGUCGUUAGGAGGAAAAGCAAGAAAUCAAGCCAUAGGUGAAAACCGUACCGAACUCUGAGAGACUUGCUGCUGGUGAGCAAGAGUAGAUGAUGCUAUUAUCAGACAAACAACUUCUUACUGUACGCUUUGGUGAAGUGGUAGUGACGUCGGCCGGGUUUUUUGUGAUCAAUGUUACACCAGGUACAGCAGUGUCAGGAAAAUUUUAAUGCCUUAACUUGUGUUGUGCAAGAUGGCAGCAACGAUCUGUCAGCUGCAUGCGGUUUCCUCUUUCGUAUUUAUUGGUUAAUAGAAGUCAUGUUUAACGAGUAAUACAGAUUAAAGAGUUUCUUUGCA
Molecule: messenger RNA, 2409 nt
Organism: Rhinichthys klamathensis goyatoka
Lineage: Eukaryota; Metazoa; Chordata; Actinopteri; Cypriniformes; Leuciscidae
Gene: mtdhb
Product: metadherin b
Exons: 13
Coding region: 127-1641 (504 amino acids)
Biological process (GO): positive regulation of angiogenesis; positive regulation of canonical NF-kappaB signal transduction; negative regulation of apoptotic process
Cellular component (GO): nucleus
Molecular function (GO): transcription coregulator activity
Source: RefSeq, a predicted model, not a curated record